This is a messenger RNA of Pogoniulus pusillus (Red-fronted tinkerbird), 500 nucleotides long. RefSeq names its product NADH:ubiquinone oxidoreductase subunit B1 (gene NDUFB1). NCBI's taxonomy places the organism in Eukaryota, Metazoa, Chordata, Aves, Piciformes, Lybiidae. The record is from RefSeq and is a predicted model, not a curated record. The transcript is spliced from 3 exons. Gene Ontology annotation, cellular component: mitochondrion. Bases 91 to 267 code for a protein of 58 amino acids.
CACAGGCUGUGGGCUCCUCCGGCCUCCUCACCGCCCGUUGCCCUUGGUGUGCCCGCUGUGCGAGGCCCCGCGACAGGGAAAAACGCAGUCAUGGUGAAUAUUCCACAAGCUGUGCGUGAUCACUGGGUUCACAUCUUCGUUCCCUUAGGAUUUGUGAUCGGAUGCUAUUUGGACAGAAAGAACGAUGAAAAAUUGUCUACCUUCAGAAACAAGAGCUUGUUAUAUAGAAGAGAGCUGAAGCCUGGUGAAGAAGUUACAUGGAAGUAAAGGCUGCUGACAAAAUGUAGAACAUUUUCAUUGGAAUACAGAGAUGGACACCUGCGAUUCAUCAGUGCUUAGCUUAAUUUCCAAUCUUGCUUUUUGGACAAUGACUUCAUUAUAUUACUAGUAUGUGUCCAGGAAUUUUAGUAGUCUAUAUCUGUUGAAUUUCUUUUGUCAGUGGAAGUCAUAGUCUGAAGAGGGGAGGAAGAGUUAUGUAAUAAAGGAAAGCUAUGCAAAAA